Hemisphaericaspora subhashii is the source of this 567-nucleotide messenger RNA. RefSeq lists its product as uncharacterized. The coding region runs from base 1 to 567 and encodes 188 amino acids. NCBI's taxonomy places the organism in Eukaryota, Fungi, Ascomycota, Pichiomycetes, Serinales, Debaryomycetaceae. The record is from RefSeq and is a predicted model, not a curated record. The transcript has a single exon.
AUGUUUGAAAUUAUAUUCCCAACUAUUACCAAAUCUAAAACAUUACCAAUAAUACUGCAAUCGCAACGACUCCAACAGGAACCACCACCUCAAUCACAACCAAAAUCAAUUCUAAAAACUUCAAAUUCAAAACAACCAUUAUUAUUAAGAAAAUUUAAAUCAGUUAUAUUUAGAACCAAUUCAUUUAGUAGUUUACAAUUAGAUAUUGAUUCAAUUCGGAAUGAUACUGAACCAGAAGAAGACGAGGAUGAAGAUAUUAGUAGUUCCACAUUGGACUCAUUUCCGCAUCCAAUUCAUGAAAUUCAAACAAGAAAAAUACACCCAACUCUUUUACAAAGACUGCAACAACGAGCUAUUGAUAAACAACAAGAAGAAGAAGACCAUGAGGAGAAGGAUGAGAAUGAUAAUGAAUUAGAAGAAUUAGAAGAAUUACAAACAUAUUUGCAAUCCCUCAAACUCCAAUAUGAGUCAACAAUUUCCUCAUAUACUGCAGAAUAUAGAAGUAAAGCAAAACCCUUCGAAUUCGUAAUCUCUCACUACGAUAAUAAUACUGAUACUUCGCAAUAA